GGCACACAUUACAGCAUACACGAAUAAUUCAUUAUGUAUUUGGAUAAAAUAACCGAAAAAGUUCUCUCAAACAAAAGCUCAAAAGAUUGAUACUGAGAGUGGAUCUUCCUGUCACCUGACAAAGACCAUGAAACUACAAAGAACCUCCCAAAGCAGAAAUUUUUUUCUUAUUCUCUCAUAAAAUUCUUGUCUUUCCCACAUCAAUCUUCUUCUCGAGACAAACCAAAUUUCUUAGUCUCUUUUCAUCCCAUCAAUCGAAGGCUAAGCUUAAAACUAUAGAAAAUAUUCGAAAAUUGGAGAUGGUAGAAUUUAGGUACUUACUUUGUACCACAAACUUCCAUUGAUGCUCUCCCAGCUUCUGCAGGCAAAUAUCAUCCUUAAAGAUGAGAUCAGACCUGUCUAACUUGCAUUCAGCAGUCGGCCUUCACUUUUUCAUUAGAAGCAUAACUAGGGGCGAAGUUGUCAGAACAAAUUAUUAGCCAAGACCGUUUUCCUCAAUCAAUCUUGCUUAAACAAAAGAUUCUUGUAAACCAUUCGAACAUGAAUUUAGAUACAUGAUUAAUGAUAUCUCUACUUUUUUUCUGAACAUAUAAUUUCUACCAACUGAAUCAACUUGGAUAACACAUCAAGAGAAGCCCAAGUUACACAUGUAUCAGAUUAGCUCAUAGAUUCCAAGUCUCUACUAUUUCCAAACUUUACUAAUUUAUAAACGAACAACUGGCUUUUGGAAAUAGGGAUAAGGAAAAACACUAGUCCAAAAUAGCACUAUCUGUGGAACUUGCAGCAAUUCAUUAGUUUCAAAUUUCCCAAUCACUCAGAGUAAAAAAGAUAAUAAUAAAAAAGAUAAUAAUAUAUGAGAAGGAAAACAAUGGAAAAGACACAUACCUCUCCUCACAACUUCUGCACCUGAAACACCCACGGAGAACAUAGAAAUGAACAGAACAAAUUAUGGGUGAAUUAUGCAAAAGAUCCUAAAUUAUGCAAAAGAUAUAUCUAUGUCACCAUAUGAUGAUUUCUCAGUGAUAGUCUAGAACCAUUUAUUUCAAUCAAGACCACUUCACACAAUAAAGAAAAAGAACAUACUUCUAAUUCUGGCUUGGCACUGUUAUAUGUUAAGAGAUAUUUUCCCUCUGAAGAAAGUACACCAUGAUAAGCAUUGAGAAAUAGAGUGGAGUAAGAAAGAUUGGUUACAGCCAAAUCCAGAGUGGCUUUAGUCUUAGCAGCGCAUACAAGCAACAGUAUGAGAGGCAGGAAGAGCAGACAAAGUCUGCACAGGGAUCUUUGUAGAAAAUAUCGUGGGCAACCAUUUUUUGAUUCUCCUUACCACAAGACUUCACAGUUGCAAGCUCCAAUCCUAGAAAAUGAUCAAACCUACUUGUAAUCUCUCACUUUUAUGUCCCUCUUUGUAACACGAGUAAUAAUUUUAUGCCAGCAUGCCAAUUACAUAAAUUUGCUAGUUCUUACUAACUAGAAUAGGCUUAUUAGCACUUAGAGAAAGAAUUUCAAAUGCAAUUGCUAGCUUUUCACUGUGACGAACAAAUUUGUCCUCUUCUUCAAAACAGAAGAACUAGAUUCUGCAUGACAUCCAUUUUUACCAUAGACAAGUAGUUCAUCUAGUUUCUGGUUUGUUUGCCCAGAUUGUGGGUGUGAUUGAUCACACCAAGCAACGGAUGAACAACCCCAUUCGUCUUUACCCAAUUACUUCCUGGACUUUUCUUAAAUCUUCUGCGUUAUUCUAAAGCUUGCAGCACCAUCCAUCUCCUAGAAGAACUCUACAUAUUAGAUAAAAGGAGAAAAUUUUCUGCUCCUUCAGGAUAUAGGCUCUCUAUAUUCUUUGAUACUUCAUCCCCAAGUUUAAUAUUUCCAUCUGUCCUGCUAGCAGAAAUGAGUGUGCACCAUACACAAAUAUAAGGCUCAAAUGGCAUAUUUUUUUAUAAAAUCACGGGCCUCAACCAGAAGUCCACUCUUUGAAAUAAACAAGUGUUUCCCUUCCUCCAAAAUGGCUACAAGAAAAUAGGAGACAAAGAGAAGUGAUGUUAUCUGGUUUUAAACCAGUGACCUGCAUACUAUGGAACAGAAAAAGAGUUUCAGUGGCAAGUGUAUGGAUUCCAUUACUCAGUAUUAUUGCAUUCUACGGGACAGUUUCCCACCUAUGCAUCCUAUUGAAAACUUCCCUAGCAAAACGGAUGUUUGCACACUUUCAUUACAUGUCAAUAAGAGCAUCCCAAAUUGGUAUAUCAAUUGCGAAGCCGUAGAUAAUUGAGUGGCGAUGGUAACAAAACCCAUUUUGUAGAGCAGCCAAUUGCCAGAAAGCUGGCAGGACUCCCAGCAUGGUUGCUGAAUCUGGCUUUACCCCAGAUAAUUGUACUUAUGAAAGAAACUUAAAGCCUCUUCUUCAUUAGCAUUUUGUAUGUACCAAGAACAAACAAUAUGAUGCGGAACCCAGGAUCAACAAUGCAAUCUGAACUCAAACAUGCACAAUGCAUGUGAAACUCAAGAUAUAACUUGCUAUCUGAACCCACACAUACACCCUUAAUAUAGAAACUUAAUCCCUAAAUAAACCAUUCCUAUUAAUUUACAAUCAACUAGUGAUUAGAAUUAAGGUAGUUGUAAUAAAGAUAAAUGAAUUGACUAAAACGCCAUAAGGAUACCUUGAUAAGUUGAAAUUAAUUUAAGAAAAGAAGUUGAUUAGAAGAAUGCUACAAAAUUUUUUUGAUAAGUUAAAAUUAAUCCUCCAUGCAACAAAAAAGUUGAAGAAACCUUCAAGAAACAAGGUAGCCUUCGGCUACAUUGUGAAUAACUUUUUUUUUUUUAUUCCUUGAAUUAAUUAAAAACAAAUACAAUGAGACCUAUUUAUAGAGAUAGGCUGUGAGACUCCAAAAGGAAAAAGACUCCUAAUUAGUAAUGAUUCCUAACGAAUGCUUAUCUUAAAGACCAUAAUUUCCUAAUGCUUAAUUGUAUGAUAAAGAUCCUCUACUCUUGGAUUAAAGAAGAACCAAAUUACAAGGACUCUUCAAUUAAUCCAGAACUCCCACAUGGCAUAUGACUCUUUAAUCUUCAUGAUGUUGAGGUGGAAACCCGACCAUAUCUUUGUAGAAGAAAGGAUGGCAAGGAUUCCAAAUUUAAUAAGAUUGUGUGGCUUGUAGAUGAGUUGAAAUCCAGCCAUGUUUUGAUAGAAUAAGAACUUUUACUCCUUAUGAAAUUUGGGCUGAGACUGUCCAUAAUUGAUGGGAUAAAGCUCCUUAGUGAUCGGUCUCCAUGUAGGAUAAGAACUCAUUCAUAAUCGGCUUCCAUGAAGAACAAGGACUCUUUAAAGAGUAAGGACUCUUUGAAGAUUGGUUUCCAUGACUUACAGAGGAAUAAGGAUGCUUAAUAAUCAGCUUGGAACAGUCCUACAUUCGGCCAUAACUUGUAGGAGAGUUUGCUUGAGAAUCCAUAAGUUGUAGGAGAGGAACUUGGCUUGAUGGAUUCGGCCUCCAUGUUCCCAUGGGCCUCCAAAUCCGGCCCAAGCCUUCCUUCUACCAUUACUCCACUCUUGAACAUAAGCUUGAAAGACUUGCUUGAGUUUCUUGGCCAUGAUCUUGUGAUGCUCCACUUGACAUAAUGAUAGUCCUCCCAUGCGGCCAAGUCCAUCUUGAAUUGUGUCCAUCUUCUACUUGUCUCCAUGAGGGUGAUAAAGACUCCCAUAUUUUCUAUGAUGAUAGAUGCCUGGAUCUUCAUCACAAUAGCCCACGAGAUCAUCAAAAUGCCUGAUUGAAUCACCUGCGAUCCCACACUUUGCACACAGAGAAAGUAGUGUGUUGCUGACCAUCACACAAAGAAACAAACCCUGCUUUCGUCCCAUAACCAUGCAGGCAUCUCCCUCCAAUGAGAUCAUCAAUUAACCUUGCAGAAACUCUAACAACAAACAAUCCCGAGAGUCCUUGAAGAUAGAAUUGUUGCAUUGAUUUGAUUAAACAGCUCUAAUGCAUCAGAUUAUCCGUAAUGCAAGCUCCAAUCAUAGAGGUACAAGUUACCUCAUUAUUUAAACCCACAACCUUUCGAGCCUAAACUAUGCACUUACAUUUGGGGCAAAAAUGGUGGAAUAAUUGUGUCUAGUUUAACCUCUUUUUCUGCAUAUCCAACAAGUAACCAAAUCGAAUGGAUAUAGAUCCCGUUAAGUGAAAAACCAUCAAAUAUUGCAUUCCAUGAAAUAACAACUCUGUAAGGCAUUCUAUCGAACAAUUCAAGUGCAUUAACCACAUACCAAUACUAACAAAACAAACCAAUGAAAAUUUAGACAACAGACUCCAGAGCGAGUCCCUUAGUAUGAUCAGGCACCUUUUUGCCAUCUUCCACAGCUUGCAGACCAGAACACAGGAGUACACUUUUUAAGGAAAAAGGGUACAAUCACUUGGUGGGUUUCAAGCAUCUCGUACCACAAUGUUGCUUGCUCCAUGGGUCUGUUUCCCGGGUGCGCUUUCAUCAUCAAGUUGGACAGAACUUCAGAUUGGGAAUCGUAUCGGACAACGUGAAGCGCAAAUAAUUUGUAGAAGAGUAAAAAACUCAAAAAGAGGAAACUUUUUCAAAUAAUUUAUAAAAAAAAUAAUAAGAUAUUCAAAAGAAUAACCUUUUUUUGGACAUAUCCCAAAUAAAUAAUUACCUGGAUAGAGUAUGAUUACAUGGCGCAAUAUGAUUUGUCCUUGCUACUAAACGGUCACCAGAGAAACGUUAUAAAUCACGGACCUUUAAGAACCGACUUAAAUUAAAAAAAUGGGAAAAAAAGAAAUCCUAAUUUGAGUAGGAAAAAUUAUUAUAUUCUCUAUUCCCUUUUAAAUAGCAUCAGUUGUUCCUACCUUCAUCAAAUCAUCAUCAUCUUCUGGUUCUUCUAUGUGCCGAUUUUCUCUGAAAAUCGUUGCACAGGGUAAUUUAUUUUCCAUGGAGGAAGUCGAUAAUGCCUCGGCAGGCAUCGAAGCGAGGAAGGAUGCAGAGAAUUUCUUCAAGCAAGGAAAUCUCGACAAGGCUCUCGAAACAAUUAUGAAAGCCGCCGAACUCGAACCUAAGCAGCCCGAUAACCUCAAGUUCUUCGCCGCCUACAUAACUCACAAAGGCGCCGCCAUGAACAGGAGCUUCUAUACGUUACUUCGAAUUAAGGAUCCAUUCACCGAUGUGGAUGCCAUUGAGGAAGAGUACAGGAAAAUUGAGCGGUUGCUUAAUCCCGGAAAGAACGAGUCUAUUGCUGCCGCGAAUGCUUUGAAGAUUGUCAAUGCAGCAUAUGAGGUUUUGUCAGAUCCCGAUAAACGCCUCGCUUACAAUUCUCGGAUGGGGUUUGUGCCCAAGGAUAAUGCAGAAUAUUCUUCUGCAUCGGAGAAGAAAUCCCUUGCACCGGCCGCUGAUGUUCCACCUCCGGCUACAGUGAAACACCAAACGAUGCCGUAUAAUAUCAAAACGGAGAUAGAUCAAUCACCAUCGCCGAGGACAGAAUCGGCCUCGGUUUCUCCGACGACGCCGUAUAAUAUCAAAACGGAGAUAGAUGAAUCACCAUCACUGAGGAAAGAAUCGGCCUCGGCUUCUCCGGCUACAGUGAAACACCAAACGACGCCGUAUAAUAUCAAAACGGAGAUAGAUGAAUCACCAUCACUGAGGACAGAAUCGGCCUCGGCUUCUCCGGCUACAAUGAAACACCAAACGACGCCCUAUAAUAUCAAAACGGAGAUAGAUGAAUCACCAUCACUGAGGUCAGAAUCGGCCUCGGUUUCUCCGGUUACAGUGAAACACCAAACGACGCCGUAUAAUAUCAAAAGUGAGACAGAUCAAUCACCAAGUACACGAUCGGCGUCGGCUUCUCCGGCUACAGUGGGACGUCGAAAGACGCCGUAUAAUAGAAAAAGGAAGAGAUAUCAAUCACCAACAAGAACAGAAUCAUCGUCGUCAUCGACUCAUAGUCCUGAAAAAAGUUUCCAACCAUCACCGAAACGCUGCGAAGGGUGUAAUCGUUUACUCUGAUACAAGUUUACCUCUCCGCUUUAGGAUUGGGUUUAAAUUAUAAUUUAAUGUUAGUUUGGGUAUUUAAUUUAUCAGUUCAUUAGGAACUGAUUACUUUUUUUCUGGUUAAAUUUUCGAAUCAUCAUUUUCAGCAUGUACAAUGUGACCGGAUAUAUGUUUUUACUAUAUCCCAUUAUAAAUCACAGUUUUUGAGUUUAAA
Messenger RNA from Carica papaya (papaya), 6184 nucleotides. RefSeq lists its product as uncharacterized. Lineage: Eukaryota; Viridiplantae; Streptophyta; Magnoliopsida; Brassicales; Caricaceae. The record is from RefSeq and is a predicted model, not a curated record.